AUGCUUGGAGAAGGCAAACCAAGUCCUAUUGGUAUACGUCUUCUUUCGGGCACUUUACUAAAAGACUUCAUUCGAGCAGUGAAUACUCCACUUCCUCCUAGUUUUACACCAAGUGAAUUCUCGGACUCGGACAAAGAGGAAGACAACACAAUGGGAGGUCGACCACCUGCUCCAAGAACACUCAAGGAGCUCACUUCUCCAAACAUUGACCAGCAGCCUUUAUGUAUUCAGCUUAAUGGAACCAUUGAGUUGAAGCUGCAAUUGAUUCACUUGCUGCCCAAAUUCAAAGGUUUAGCGGGAGAUGAUCCUAAUCGUCACUUACAACAAUUCCAUCAUGUUGUGACUAGUAUGAAGCAAGCAACCGCAGAUGCUGAUAUGGCUAUGAUGAUAGCGUUUCCUUUCUCCCUUAUAGAUGCUGCAGGAGAGUGGUUCUUUUGCUUACCCUCUGGAAGUAUAACCACAUGGAAUGAAAUGAAGAAGUUGUUCCUUGAGAAGUAUUUUCCAGCAUCAAAAGCAGUAGUGAUUCGUAAGGAGAUAUGUGGUAUUAGGCAAGUACCCGGAGAGACUCUCUAUGAGUAUUGGGAGCGCUACAAGAAGCUUUUAGCUAGCUGUCCACACCAUCAAAUUAGCGAUCAACUCGUUAUUCAAUACUUAUACGAGGGGUUGCUUUCUAAUGAUAGAAAUUUGAUUGAUGCCGCAAGUGGUGGUGCACUUACCAACAAAACCAUUACAGAAGCUACAAGUUUGUUGGAGAAUAUGGCUGCGAACACUCAACAAUUCUACACUCGAGAUGAACCAAUGGUAAGGAAAGUGAAUGAAGUUGGUGAUUCUUCACAUUUGGAAUAUAGGAUGGGUAACAUGGAGAGGAUGAUGCAACAAGUAGCAGCGGCUGUAAUACCAUCAUACACCAAAGAAGUUGAGCAAGCUAGUGCAAUGUACCAAAAUCAGCAACGACCAAGAUAUGAUCCUUAUUCCAGCACAUAUAAUCCGGGUUGGCGAGAUCAUCCUAAUUUCAACUACGCCAACAAGCAAGUUGCAGUUUCUAAUUCUUCUUUCAAUCAACAAGGUGGGUACCAAUUCUUGCAAAGGCCGCAAUAA
This is a messenger RNA of Papaver somniferum (opium poppy), 1098 nucleotides long. RefSeq lists its product as uncharacterized. The transcript has a single exon. NCBI's taxonomy places the organism in Eukaryota, Viridiplantae, Streptophyta, Magnoliopsida, Ranunculales, Papaveraceae. The record is from RefSeq and is a predicted model, not a curated record. The coding region runs from base 1 to 1098 and encodes 365 amino acids.